CAGGCGCGCAUCAAGAAGACCGUGAUCAACGAAGACAACGAAGAGGAUGGCUGCUCUUUGGCACAAAAACAGAAAAUCUCCUUCCUCGAAAACAAUCUCGACCAGUUGACAAAGGUGCAUAAGCAAUUGGUGCGUGACAAUGCUGAUUUGCGCUGUGAACUGCCAAAACUGGAGAAGCGUCUGCGCACCACCAUGGAGCGUGUCAAGGCGUUAGAAUCGGCGUUGAAGGAGGCGAAAGAAGGUGCGAUGCGCGACCGCAAACGUUACCAAUACGAAGUGGAUCGCAUCAAGGAAGCGGUGCGGCAAAAGCAUCUCGGACGCCGUGGUCCCCAGGCACAAAUCGCCAAGCCCAUACGCGCCGGACAGGGCAACAUUGCCAUUCGCGGUGGCGGCGGCAAUGCAAUUGGCGGCCAAUUGCCGCAGGCAAGUGCUGUUAACUCAUAAAGCGAUUAAUGUAUUUGCAAAUACUACUACAUUUUAAAGUAAAACCAUUUGCAAUUUUCCAAUGAAUGAUGCAAGCCAGAAAUAAAGUGCGAGAGGAUAGAAGAUGUUUGAGAGGUGGAAGGGAGGGAUAAGUUUUUAAGAAUUUGCGGCGGAGUAGCAUGCGUGCCGUGGCGGAUUUGGAAAAGAGAAGGGAUUAGAAAAGUUGAAAUGCAUUGAAGCGAGCCAAAUGCUUAGCAACAAUUAUAGGAAUGUAGAAGCAUAUAAAAAUGAUUAAACAUUUCUAUUUAGAGAAAACAAAAUAAUUAUUUAUUUUACAUGAAAACCAUAAUAAUGAAUUGUAAUACAAGAAAACUAAUGAUAUAAAAUAUAAUUUUAAACCAUACAGAAUAUGAAGAAAAUUUAAAUGAAAAAAAAAA
Messenger RNA from Rhagoletis pomonella (apple maggot), 860 nucleotides. RefSeq names its product kinesin heavy chain-like. NCBI's taxonomy places the organism in Eukaryota, Metazoa, Arthropoda, Insecta, Diptera, Tephritidae. The record is from RefSeq and is a predicted model, not a curated record.